CGGAUGGAGACAUUUUUAAACUAAGAAAGAUUGAAGCUUUAUAAAGCUUUAUUGAUGCAAAAGAUGAAUAGCUCAAAGGAGCUUUAUUAUGAAAAUGUAAAGAAACGGGAAGAGAUUAAGUUUGUCACCAAGAACAAAGAGAUUUAUGAAAAUGAUAUUUGAUAUUCCAAAAGUUGAGGUUUUCAUUACAUAGCAUGACUAUUUAUAUGGGAACUCAUGUGGCAAACCCUAGUUACAUGGGCUAAUGGACUUCUCACAAGAUAUAAAAUGGGCUUUCAAUUGGAUCUUCUAAUACCGGAGACGUGACUCGUGAGUCGUGAGCGAGAUAACAACAACGGUUGGGCUGAGUGAGCAGGCAGUGAUACCCACAAAUUGCACUUGGCCUAGCAUUUUGUAGAAAGUUUUAGAAACCCUCCGAAGCUCCACUUCACCUUUAUCACUUUUAAAACGACGAAGAUUUGAAAUUUUCUUCACACGCUGCCGUUUAUUUGCUGCCAAAUCUUUUCUUUUUUUCAUAUUUUUCGUAAUCAACCGAAGACUGCGAAGUGGCGGUACAUUAAUAGUUUAGUAAUCCACUAAUAUACACUCCGGUUUAAAGACAAAGUCACGCAUUUUGAAGCCAUGAUCUCAUUAUUCUUUAGCGUUAUAAAUACAGCAGUAAAUACUAAUUCUUUGCCCCCCAUUACACAUCUCGUUCAUUUUCUGGAAUAUCCCAUUUUGUUCUCCGAUUUGUUUGGAUCAAAUACAUUAUCCACACCUAUUAUUUUGAUAAACACACAAAUGAGGAUUUCACUGGCUUUAUAUUGUUCAUUGAUUAUGUUCCUUCUGUUUUUUUCUCUGCCUUCACCAGUUUCAUCUGAAAAUCAAGAAAGUAAAGCCCAAACGACGACGACCUCUUGGAGACGAAGUCUUGCACAACACGGUGACUCUCUUCGUGUUUUCAUUAGGAAACGUGGUGGUGGUGGUGGUGGAAGGGGUCGUAGUAGCCGCCGUCCUGUCCCUACUGGUGGUGGUGGUGGUGGUUCGUCAGCUACCACUCGACCUUCUCUUUCCAUCACAUUCGGUUUAGGUUCCACCGUCGCGAGCUUGAUGUUGUUGAUGUUCUUCCCCUUCUAGUUUCAUACUUGUGAGCUUCAAGCCUUGUGAAGCUUUUUAUAAAUUGUAAUGGUGUGUUUUUUUUUACUAAUCGUGUGAGCUGAUCAAAUAUUGUAAAAUCAG
Molecule: messenger RNA, 1218 nt
Organism: Brassica rapa (field mustard)
Lineage: Eukaryota; Viridiplantae; Streptophyta; Magnoliopsida; Brassicales; Brassicaceae
Source: RefSeq, a predicted model, not a curated record